Molecule: messenger RNA, 2208 nt
Organism: Acromyrmex echinatior (Panamanian leafcutter ant)
Lineage: Eukaryota; Metazoa; Arthropoda; Insecta; Hymenoptera; Formicidae
Product: glutathione hydrolase 7
Biological process (GO): glutathione catabolic process
Cellular component (GO): plasma membrane
Molecular function (GO): glutathione gamma-glutamate hydrolase
Source: RefSeq, a predicted model, not a curated record
AGGAAACGUUCUCAAGCUGAUAUUCAUUGGAUUUUAUAUUUAAAACAGUCUUACAUACAGUCUUAAGAUGUCAUGAAUUAAUAUCAGGGCCCAGUAUUUAUAAUUGGUUCUUAUAUUUAAGAUUGUUUUAAAUAUAUUCUUAAGAUGUCACAACCCAAUCAGAAGAUUAUAUUGACAUCUUAAGCAUUGCUUAAGACAAUCUUGAAAUAAGAACGGGCUAUACUAUCCAGUAACAUCUUAAGACAUUACUUACGACGAUCUUAAAGUAAGAAUAAACUAGGAAUACCGCCUUCGGCCAUAUAAAGUUUCGCACAUGGUUUACGCUUGUGAAAUAAACUUUUGUAAAUUCCGCUCUACGUCGCCAUGUUAUUAUUUAGUUCCUCAAAUUUACAUAGGUGGCGGUAGAAUAUAUCAAACUUUCGAAAAAAGGACAGAAGACCCAGUUUUCUUUCCCCGUCAGCAUUCUUUUUAGUUUGUUUCUAUAUUUAGUUUGGUGUAUUAAUUUUUAUUAUUGACGUUAUUGCAAUUUUCUCAAUAUAUUUUCACUAAUAAAAAUUAAUUACUGUGAUAUCAUAUAAGGUUAUUACGAAGCAACAAACGGUGGAAAAUGAGUUAUAAUACACGUCUUACAGAAGAGUGUCCUUUGACAAAGGAGAGAAGUUACAAAUAUAGACUCUGCGGCAAUGGGUUGAAAGUCAUUGUUGUCUGCUUUGUUGCAUUGUCUUUUGCCAUUACUACUAUGCUGAUGUUGCAAAUUCUUUACACAGAAACCUUUAUACAGAGUAGCCUUCAUAGCAUUCAUGGAGCAGUCGCCACAGAUUAUCCCAAUUGUUCUCAAAUUGGUACAAAGAUAUUAACAAGAUUAGGCAAUGCAGUUGAUGCUGCAGUAGCAGCUACUAUUUGCAUGGCUGUAGUAGCGCCUCAUAAAACUGGUUUUGGCGGAGGUGGAUAUAUAAUGAUAUAUAAUUAUAAGAAUUACACUCGUCCAAUUGUCAUUGAUUUUGCCAGUAAUACAACCACAGGUUUCUUUGCCGAAGUUGGAAUACGUUUACCAGCAGUAUUAAAAGGAUUAGAGUUUGCUCAAAGAGCAUAUGGCAAUUUGCCAUGGCAUAAUGUCGUAGAACCUAUCAUCGAGCUAACUCGAGAAGGAUUCGUUAUAUCUAAGGAUCUUGCAGAUGAAGUGUCAAAGAAUACAGAUUAUGAAAUAUUUUCCACUGGCCCUUUAAAUCCAGGCGAUAGAUUGCAACUGCAGGAACUUACAAAGAUGUUGGACAUUGUAGCACGUUAUGGUGCAAAAGCGUUAUAUAAUAAUACUGAGAAUUAUAAAAUUCUACAAAAUACUACUCUUAAUGACAAACUGCUGCAACAGUUGGCAAAUUAUGAACCUACUGUAACGAUGGCAGUAAGCUCGACAUUACAUCGUCAUACAAUUUAUUAUCCUGUACACGCGUCUUUUAUGCAAGAAGUGAUCGAAGCAUUGGAAAACCUUCCAAUUUUGGCAAAAAAUGCGUCUACUAUAGAAUCUCAAGUUCUCGUUGCUCAAACGUUGAUGAGCGUAUUUUUGCAAUCUUCUCAAUCUUUGCAAUAUGAAGAAAAAAGAGAAACAUAUACAGGAGUUAUGGCAAUGGAUUGGCAAGACACUUAUGUUAGCAUUUUAACUGGUCUAAGUUCACCUUUCGGUCGUGGAAACAAAAUGGAUGGACUUCCCUUUUUCUUAGAUAAUAUUGAUAACGAUGGUUUGUCCACGUUUAUCCCUAUUAUUUUUCAUCAUAAUGAAAAGUUAUGCGGAUUACGUGGAGUGUUGGGUUCGAACGAUGUUUUUCUUAAUGGCCAAAUUCUCUACAAUCUUAUCGUACGUGCGCUAAAUGUUUCUGCUGCGAUAGAAUAUCCCAGGUACUAUUUUGCAGCCGACGGUAUGGUGAUUGAAAAUAAUCAAAGACAUUCGAUGGAGACUGCAUUGCAAGCUCAAGAUUCCAUAAUGUCAUUAUCUCAUGACGAUAUCUCAUCAAUAAGAAGUGUGAAUGCAAUUGUUAAAAGAAAAGAUUCGCUAUCGAGCCACUCGGAUAGUCGUGGAAAUGGAAUUGCAUCACGAUUUUAAGUCAAAUACGCCUUGUUACAAGCAUUAAAAAAACAUAAGAAAAUCGAUAAUCUCUAAGAAUUUUGGAGAUAUAUAAUGCUGUGAUAUUAGGAAAUAAUGAUAUAUAUAUA